AUGUCUACGCCCUCGACCGCCACGGCCACACUCCCGCCCCAUCAUCAGUUUUAUUCUCACCACCAGACAUACCAGCCCACCAUCUCCAAUGCCCAGAUUGCCAACGGCUCUGCUCGCAUAGGCAACUCGCUCUACAACGGCUACGCUAGCGCUUCCUCCAAUUCAGACCUUCGCCGAAACGCGACUGCCCACACCAGACACCCGCCACAGCUCCCGCCCAUCACACAGGCCCCGCCCAUCGACAUGAGCGCGACCGACCCGGGUUCGGCCCAGCGGCGGCGGAAUCCCGACUGGGCCGACUUCUACAGGAACGGCAUCCCGAAAGAGGUCAUUGUCAUUGACGACGACGAUGAUGAUGACGACGACCCUCAGCUGCCUCCACCGCGCCAGCAGCCGCCGUCUGCACGAGACGCCGCCACAAACCCGUCUGCGCGCCAUACCGACAAGAAGCGCAAGACGACGGCAUCCACGGCAUACGACCCCGUCUACAACCAGCACACCUCUUACUCGACCACCCAGACACCCUACUACGACUCGCCCAACCACUCGCUGUCCACCGACAGGACCACCUCCGCUAUCAACACCACUGCGCCUACCUCGCUGGGCUCACAGGUCAGCAAUGGUCAUCACAUCUCGCCUCUCGACAACAGUGCAGCCGGCCAGAAGCGCAAGCGCACACGCGCCGUAGUACAGGACGAAGCAAAACAGGCCAAGAGACGAGAGCUGGACAAUGACGACCCCUUCAGCUUGUAUCAGCCGCCGCCUAACCCCGUCAUCAAGGCCAAGGAUGUCUAUGUCCAGGUUGUCCAAGACAAAUCCUACACAAAGGAUCAAAAGGUUGAUGAUGAAGACGGCCACUACAUCGUAGUCCCAGAGGCCGAUCUCACAGAGCGAUACCAGAUCACAAAACUGCUUGGCCAGGGCACCUUUGGUAAAGUCGUCCAGGCCUACGACAGACGGAAAGGCACAAACUGUGCCAUCAAGGUCAUUCGAUCAGUGCCCAAAUACCGAGAUGCCAGUCGCAUCGAGUUGAGGGUACUAUCAACACUGGCAUCCAACGACAAGCACAACAUCAACCGAUGUAUCCAUCUGCGGGAUUGCUUCGACUUCAGGAACCACAUCUGCAUUGUCACCGAUCUCUACGGACAAAGUGUCUUUGACUUCCUCAAGUCCAACGGCUUUGUUCCGUUCCCCAGCUCCCACAUCCAGAAGUUUGCGAAGCAGCUCUUCACCAGUGUUGCUUUCCUCCACGACCUUAAUCUGAUCCACACCGAUUUGAAACCGGAGAACAUCCUGCUUGUCAAUAACAAUUACCAGACCUUUACGUACAAUAGGACUGUACCGUCGUCGUCAACAACAGUUAACCGGACAGCGCGGCAUCGCAAGGUCCUCCUUGACCCAGAGAUCCGCCUCAUCGACUUUGGAUCAGCAACCUUCAACGAUGAGUACCACUCUUCAGUAGUAUCAACUCGCCACUACCGAGCGCCUGAGAUUAUCCUCAACCUAGGCUGGAGUUUCCCUUGCGACAUCUGGAGUAUAGGAUGCAUCCUGGUCGAAUUCUUCACUGGCGACGCCCUGUUCCAAACGCACGACAACCUCGAGCAUCUGGCAAUGAUGGAGGCCGUCUGCAGUGGCAAGAUUGAUCGAGACAUUGUGCGAGCCGUCUACAAGCAAGACCGCGGGUCAUCACGAAACUCAUCGAGCUCUGCUGCGCGAUACUUUAAGAACUACAAGCUCGAUUACCCCAACGCGGACACCAACAAGGCAUCCAAGAAAUACGUGAAAGCGAUGAAGAAGCUUCCUGAAACAAUACCAGCGCAUACCGAUUUUAACCGUCAGUUCCUCGACCUACUACGGCGAAUAUUCGUGUACGACCCCAAGAAGCGGAUAACGGCCAAGGAGGCACUGCAACACCCUUGGUUCAAGGAGUCACUCAUGGACGACGGCACCGAAGCGCACAAAAUCCGACUGGAGCGGGAAAAGAAGGCCCGCCGAGCGGAAGAAGAGCGCCGAUUCCGCGAACAAACCCAGCGGGUGUACUGA
Alternaria atra is the source of this 2043-nucleotide messenger RNA. RefSeq lists its product as uncharacterized. Gene Ontology annotation, molecular function: ATP binding; protein kinase activity. The transcript has 5 exons. Gene Ontology annotation, biological process: protein phosphorylation. The coding region runs from base 1 to 2043 and encodes 680 amino acids. Gene Ontology annotation, cellular component: nucleus. Lineage: Eukaryota; Fungi; Ascomycota; Dothideomycetes; Pleosporales; Pleosporaceae. The record is from RefSeq and is a predicted model, not a curated record.